AUGGGGGACGCGGUGGCCAAUCGUUUGGGCGGCCUGGCUGCGUGUUUUCUUGUGCUUUUAUUUCCUUUUUUCUUCGUUUUUUUUUGUGCCCUCUCCUCUUGGCGCCGGCUUGCUCUGCCCACUGCGUUGUUGCCGGCGAGUGUACUCACGCCCGCCGUGAGGCUCUGGCAGAACGUUGUUGGGAGCCGGCCAUUGAGUUCGUCGCAAGCAAAGCCAAAAAUGUACACAGCCGCGGAGGGGGCGCAAGGUGACCUGAGUCAGCUGCCGCUUCAGGCACUGCGAAGGCUCGGCUGCUCCGAGGAAACGGCACUUCGACUUGCUAUUCGCUGCGGGCCAGACGUCGAGGGCUGUGUGCAGGAGCUGCAGCGCAGGCGCCGGCCGUCGCUGAUAGCGCUCGACGUCUCCUGCCGGCAAGGGGAGUACCUGGGCAAGGUGUGUCGGUCCAUGAAGCCGGUAGAAAAGACCCGGCUGCCGUGCUUUCGCAGGGAGCACCUUGACGAACCCAGCAGCGGCUACCCGGCGCUGACCUGGGGCGCCGUGGCAACGCGCAUCAACCUCGGCCCCGACGUCGAAAUCUUCUUCCUCGACGUGGCAGCUGAGGUGAGGUCCAACCGUGACCUCUACGAGAGCUACUAUCAAAAGCAAAUUCUUGCGGAUGGAUACGCGGACAUUCUGGCAUUCACCACAAUUGUGGAUGGUCUUGUUCCGCUUGUGGACUACUUGCACGCCAGACACUUUGGUGGGAUGCAGCCGCACCGUCCCUCGGUUCCGCGAGGGCUGUCUGCGGUGGGCGGUGACUGGCAUGGGAUAAUAAUUGAGUCCUUGGCUCGCGGCGGAGGCGACACGACAAGGGGGGCACGAAGUGGCCCAAACGCCUUACAAUCCCCGCCGCGUCGUACCCGAAUUCUUCUUGGGAACGAUCCACGCACCUCCGUCACACAACGACAAGAUAAGGCGGGUAUGCAACUGGCGUUAAAAGCCCAUGGUCUGACGCACAUUCGAGGCUCUGCCGGGUUUAGCGCCGCGGAUGCGAAGCGCUGGAAGCAGCAGCAUGGAAUUCCAUUUCCUGUGGUUAUUAAACCUGUAAGUGGCGCAGGAUCUGAGCUGGUGACUGUCUGCUACACCGAUGAGGAAAUCGAUGUGGCGUUUGCCCUCACAUGUGGAGUGAAGACGACCCAAAUGACAGAGGCAUCGCAUAUGGUGCUGCAGGAGUACAUCGAGGGUCCCGAGUACGUUGUUAACGUUGUGAGUUACGAGGGCAAACACGUCGUCUCCGACGUCUGGCAAAGUUGGAAGUAUCCAUUGACGCUGUACAGCACGCGUCUUCUUUACUCUGUGGAGGAGCGACUGAUGGCUGAGUUUAAAGCUACGGGGCGUGGCCGGCUUCCUGCUAGGCAUAACAGUACAGCAAUUAUGUAUGAUCGUAUCGAGUUUGUGCACAAUUUGGCAGAGCUGGACGCGGAGAGCGAGGUGCGACGCGUUGUGGCGUACACCCUGCAGUGUCUUGAUGCUCUCGGCAUGCGCCAGGGGUGCUCACACUGUGAGCUUCGUGUCGAUAGUCGUCCUGACAGCGGCACGCGGGGGAUGCCUUUUCUAAUCGAACUUAACCCGCGCGUGCUUGGCGAUACCCCGCGCUCCACCCCUCUUGUGGGCUACGACCAGUACACGCUCCUGGCAUAUUUGCUUUUUGCCGCCGCAGCCGUGCCCGAAGCAAAGCCUCCCCUCAUCCAGGCUGGCAAGAGUUAUGCAGGAGAGAAGAAUGCGGAGGAUGUCCAGGGUCAGCUCCCGUGGCCGCCUGCCCCGCUUCUCUAUACGUCGCUUACAACCGACGUUUCGUGUCACGUGAUUUUCCUGCGCGUUGAGGAGAGCAGUGUGGUGUGCAACAUAGGCCUGCGUCAGAUCAUUGCGCUGCCAACGUUUGGGUACUUUACAAGAGGCAGCCACUUUGACGAACUGGGAUGCCCGGGCACUCUCACGCUUGUGUCGAAAACGGUGGACCUCUUCACUUCACCGCUGGCGUGCGUGCUUAACGGUGCUGAGGCGGACCUCCGUCGCGAUGCGGCGUACAUUCGCCGUGUGGAGAACAAGGAUCUCAGUGCGCUGACGCCGCUCCUGAACGCCGCCCUGAAGCUGCAGCCCGCCUCCCAGAGAACGUCGAUCACCCACGCCACAUCCUGCCCCCUCACUGAGGCGCCCGGUCGCGCCGGCGUCGCCGCAAAUAAAAAGGCGGUAAGCCACGCAAACAAUACCUCGGAGUUCGAUGCCGCCGUGGAUGCAAUUGUGUCCUUUUUUGCGCAGCCGGAGCCUCCGUUGUUUGUGCCUCUGGGCUACUUCUUAGAUUUAAGGGUCUUGCGUCUUGAGCACCUUAUCUUGGGAGCCAGAAGCACCGCUUGA
Messenger RNA from Trypanosoma conorhini, 2394 nucleotides. Its product is annotated as Phosphoribosylamine--glycine ligase. Gene Ontology annotation, molecular function: metal ion binding; ATP binding. Bases 1 to 2394 code for a protein of 797 amino acids. The transcript has a single exon. The record is from RefSeq and is a predicted model, not a curated record. NCBI's taxonomy places the organism in Eukaryota, Euglenozoa, Kinetoplastea, Trypanosomatida, Trypanosomatidae.